UUGUGCGCAUCCAGAGUCGCCGGCUUCGCCUACCACUCCUAUCCGCUGCCGUCCAAGAUCCCCGAGCCGCCGAGCGACAGCAUGUCCAAGUCGUCCGUCGCCCAGCCCGAACCCCUUCCCCGAGUCCACGAGACGCGGCCGCCGCCGCAGCACGAAGCCGCCCCCAAGCCCACAGCUCCGCCGCAGGUGCAGGCCGUGCCGCCCUCAACAGCAGCAGAAGCAGCCUCAGAACCCCCGUCCGCCAAAGCCAGCGAGGCGGAUGCGCAAGCGGCCAAGCCUGCGGCGCGACCCCGAUCCAAGCUGCGCGCCCGCAAGGCGGCCAUGAAGCUCACGCCCGCGGCCGUGGAACAGCUGCGGUCGCUGCUCAAUCGGCCCGACCCGAAGCUCAUCAAGGUCGGCGUGCGGAACCGGGGCUGCAGCGGGCUGGCGUACCAGCUGGAAUACGUCGACAAGCCCGGUGCUUUUGACGAAAUGGUGGAGCAGGACGGUGUCAAGGUGCUGAUUGACAGCAAGGCGCUCUUCAGCAUCAUUGGCAGCGAGAUGGACUGGGCGGAGGAUAAGUUGAGUCAGAAGUUUGUGUUCAAGAACCCUAAUAUCAAGGAACAAUGUGGCUGCGGAGAAUCAUUCAUGGUCUAGGACGAGAUUGGCCUCCGAGGCAGAUGCGAGGCAAAUAUGCAUAGGAGGAACUGUACGAUGGCGACGACUAGAGACUCGAGAACUACAGGGCGAGGCAAGGCUCAUAAUGGUGCCGAUACAGUACGAUACGAGGCACGGAACAGCGAGAUACAACACUAUUGGGGCAUGAUACCGGCGUUAGGUUAGAGGCAUACAGCCAUUGUUCAGAUACAUUGAUGUCAAUUACACUCUUGAUGACUGAAGG
This is a messenger RNA of Trichoderma citrinoviride, 880 nucleotides long. RefSeq lists its product as hypothetical. Gene Ontology annotation, molecular function: 2 iron, 2 sulfur cluster binding. Gene Ontology annotation, biological process: iron-sulfur cluster assembly. The record is from RefSeq and is a predicted model, not a curated record. Lineage: Eukaryota; Fungi; Ascomycota; Sordariomycetes; Hypocreales; Hypocreaceae. The transcript is spliced from 4 exons. Gene Ontology annotation, cellular component: mitochondrion; cytoplasm. The annotation marks the transcript as partial.